AUGGGCCAAAUAUUAGAAUUAAUAUGUAUGCAAGGUAGCGUCGAUGAAUUUUCAGAAGUUCUUUAUUUAACUUUGACUUAUGUUACUUUGUGUCUUAAACUCUGGAACUUUUUAAUUCAUCAAGAAGAAAUGCAAGAGAUACUAGAUGAUUUGAAAUCUUUUCACUGUGAACCAAAAUCGACAGAAGAAGAAGAUAAUUGUGUUGAACAUCAUAUGUUGAUCAUAAAGUUGAUAAGAAAAAUAAAAGCAUUCUUCUCACAAGUUAUUUUCUUUUUCUUUUUGAGUAGUUUGAUCACAUUAGCAUCCAGUAUUUAUCAACUAUCGAAGCUUAAGUUAGCCAGUUUUGAGUUUUUUUCCAUUUUCUUUUACUUCAUCUGUAUACUUACUCAAGUAUUUUUAUAUUGCUGGUUUGGUAAUGAAUUAGGAUAUGAGAGUAGAGCUAUCACUGAAACUUACUACAUGGGAAAUUGGCUGGAUUUAUCUAAUAAAGACCGUCGACACAUCUGGUUUUUGAACUCAGUGUCUCGAAAUAGCAAAAAUAUUUCAUUUCACGGAUUGUGUGCUUUAUCUAUGGAGACAUUUUUAUGGAUUGUUAAAACUUCUUACGCCGCCUUCAAUUUACUACAACGCUUCUGUGAAUAUCUGAGAGAAAAAAUGGAUAUUAUACCAGCUAAUUUUCGUUUACUCCAAUUUUGUGGGAUUUGGACCGAAACCGAUUCUGAUAAAAACAUUUUGAAAUCUAUUUGGGGAUUUUCAUUAAUUACGGUUAUAUUCUACUUUACUAUUGUUCAAAUUAUUAAACUUUACUUUUUUCUGGAAGAUCUUGAGGAACUUAUCGAUGUCAUGUUUUUGACUGUUACCUACAUUUUAUUGUGUUUAAAAAUUUUAAAUUUCAUCAUGCGACGUCAAAGUGUAUUACAUCUUUUAAAAAUGUUUCGACAUGAUAUGUAUAAAGCAUGUUCGCCUGAAGAGGAAAAAAUAUUGAAAAUGUAUUCAAAAAGUGCAUACAACAUGUUUAGGAUCAUAUUAAUAUUGUCUCAAAGCACUGGAGUAUUUUUUUGUCUACUACCUUUUGUAACUCUUGACCCUGAGAAUUUUGAGUUACCUUUUAAAACUUAUCAAUUCUACGACGAUGAAACAACACUGGGAUUUUCUGUAACAUAUGUCAUCCAGCUCGUAGCUUUGAUUUUUGGAAUUUUCAUCAACGUUUCAAUGGAUACCAUGAUUUAUGGUUUUAUUUUACUAACCUCUGGCCAGUAUGAGCUUGUAAGUUACAGAUUUCAAGAAUCAAUUUCAAAAAACGACGAGUUUUUAUUAAAACAAACAAUAACUCAUUAUGGAAUGGUGAAAAAAACUGUUAAACGUAUUCAGACGGCUUUUAUGAUUGUUAUUGCUCCGCUUUUCUUUUUGAGUUCUCUUACUUUGUGCGCUAGUAUAUUCCAAUUAUCACAAAACGAUGUUUUUACCUUGGAGUUCUUAGGAUUCACCAUGUAUUUAUCAUGUAUGCUUUGUCAAGUAUUUCUUUAUUGUAAAUACGGAGAAGAAUUGAAGUCGAACGAAUUGGAAUUCAAAAAUAAUAUUUAUAAAAGUAAUUGGACUUCAUUACAAGUAAACCAGCAAAAAUUAUUAACGAUGAUGUUAAUAUUAGCAAACAACGUUGAAGCUAUAUCUUGGAAAGGGCAAUUUACGUUAUCUUUAGAUACUUUUGUUUGGCUAAUGAAGACUUCAUAUACAGCUUUCAACUUGAUCCACAAAACUUCGGGUUAA
Molecule: messenger RNA, 1767 nt
Organism: Trichogramma pretiosum
Lineage: Eukaryota; Metazoa; Arthropoda; Insecta; Hymenoptera; Trichogrammatidae
Product: odorant receptor 94b-like
Exons: 8
Coding region: 1-1767 (588 amino acids)
Biological process (GO): sensory perception of smell; detection of chemical stimulus involved in sensory perception of smell
Cellular component (GO): plasma membrane
Molecular function (GO): olfactory receptor activity; odorant binding
Source: RefSeq, a predicted model, not a curated record